CCCACCCCCCCCCCACCCCCCGCGGUCGGAGGCGGGGACGAGGGCGGUGAAAAUAUCCGUGUCCGUUCCUUAGGGUUUCAAGGGUUCUAUUUGGACAUGGCGGGAAUUUGUUUCGAGGCGGAGGCUUCGGCCCCGGCCGCCUCUUGCGAGCCCAGCCCGCGCACGGCGAGGCGGCGGAGGUUGGAUAUCCGGCGGUUCAGAUUCAUCACCGGCGCGGAGUCGUCGAGGGCGCUGAACGAGGAGUUCAAGCGGAAGAGGCGGAGGUUGGCCUGCUCCGUCUCCCCUCUGGAGGUGCUGCAGAAGGGUUUCGGCAGCGAAGAGGAAGGCGCGGGUCCGGGACUUCCGGGGGCGAGCUCGUUGGAAUCGGGGCCCUCCGAUCGGUGCCCGAGGUACGGGGUGACCUCCGUAUGCGGCCGGAGGAAGGACAUGGAGGACGCCGUCUCUGUCCGGCCGGAUUUCCUCCGGCUCUUUAGCGGGGACUCCGAAGAACACCAUUUCUUCGGUGUCUUCGACGGCCAUGGAUGCUCGCAUGUGGCCGUAUCGUGUAAGGACCUGAUGCACGGGUUGGUGGCGGAGGAGGUGGAGAGGGUGAGAUCGGGUCCACCGCCACCGGCCGAGGAGUGGAGGGAGGUGAUGGAGCGGAGCUUCUCGCGGAUGGACGCGGCGGUGGUGAGGUGGGGCGGUGCGCCGCAGAACGCCAGCUGCCGGUGCGAGAUGCAGACGCCCAAGUGCGAACACGUGGGCUCCACCGCGGUGGUAGCAGUGGUGGGCCCCGACCAUAUCGUUGUCGCUAACUGCGGCGACUCGCGGGCCGUUCUCAGCCGGAACGGCGUCCCCAUCCCCCUCUCCUCCGACCACAAGCCGGACAGGCCGGACGAGCUGGAGCGGAUCCAGGCGGCGGGGGGGCGGGUGAUCUACUGGGACGGGGCGAGGGUUCUCGGGGUGCUGGCCAUGUCCCGAGCCAUCGGGGAUGGUUAUCUGAAGCCAUAUGUGAUAUCGGAUCCGGAGGUGACGGUGACUGAGAGGGAGGAGGGGGACGAGUGCCUGAUACUGGCCAGCGACGGGCUGUGGGACGUGGUCACCAACAAGAUGGCGUGCGACAUCGCUCGGAUGUGCCUCAGCGCAGCACCGGCGGAGGGGGGGAGCGGGUCGGACAAAGCCUGCUCCGACGCCGCAAUGCUGCUGACCAAGCUGGCGCUGGCGAGGCAGAGCGCCGACAACGUCAGCGUGGUCAUCAUCGAUCUCAGGCGGAAGAGGUGACGGCUUAGGCCUAAAAAGUUUAGGUUGAAACGGCUUCAAAAAAGGAGUGUCAUUGUUCGAACUUCGUUUUUCUUUUUCUUUUUCUUCUUUCUUCUUUUUUUGGAUAUUAGUAUCGCCAUGGGGAUGGAGGGGGGGGUUGGAAAAAAAAGGUCCUGAUGAAUUGAGAGAUAAAGAAAGACGGAUAUGAAAAUUUCUUUUUUCUGCCCAAGUUUGAUAAGAUAAUUAAUGUCCAAAUGCAAGAAGCCAUAGUUUUCUAUUCCAUCCCUAUUCUUUUCCCCCUUCAAGAUGAACGUAUGAGCAUACGAUAUUCUGUUUUCGAUACGGGAAGGUUCGGAGACUUGGAAGGCAUAUCUAGUCGAUUUGGAGCUGCUUAUCGUUGUACGCCACGGAUCGUUUGUAUCAGGAGCCUGAGGAACUGCUGCGAUGUUUGAAAUGGAAAAAAAUGUUU
Molecule: messenger RNA, 1708 nt
Organism: Phoenix dactylifera (date palm)
Lineage: Eukaryota; Viridiplantae; Streptophyta; Magnoliopsida; Arecales; Arecaceae
Product: putative protein phosphatase 2C 24
Biological process (GO): protein dephosphorylation
Molecular function (GO): cation binding; protein serine/threonine phosphatase activity
Source: RefSeq, a predicted model, not a curated record